CAAUCUCUGUUUACUUCCGGGUUGAUUAAUACUGAAGGGAGAACGCCAGGCCAGAAAGGGGAGCUCGGAUACCUUCCAGAGAGUGAGACCCAGCGCCCCUCUCCUGUUCCCCUCAGGCUUUCGUCCCCGCCAUGGCUGAGCUGAUCCAGAAGAAACUGCAGGGAGAAGUGGAAAAAUAUCAACAACUACAGAAAGACUUGAGUAAAUCUAUGUCAGGGAGGCAGAAGCUUGAGGCACAACUAACAGAAAAUAAUAUCGUGAAAGAGGAACUGGCCCUGCUGGAUGGGUCCAACGUGGUCUUUAAACUUCUGGGUCCUGUGCUGGUCAAACAGGAGCUAGGGGAAGCUCGAGCCACAGUGGGGAAGAGGCUGGACUAUAUCACAGCUGAAAUUAAGCGAUAUGAAUCCCAGCUCCGGGACCUUGAGCGGCAGUCAGAGCAACAAAGGGAGACCCUCGCUCAGCUGCAACAGGAGUUCCAGCGAGCCCAGGCAGCAAAGGCAGGGGCUCCUGGGAAGGCCUGACCCCAUGGUGGGGGGGAGGGG
Molecule: messenger RNA, 542 nt
Organism: Carlito syrichta (Philippine tarsier)
Lineage: Eukaryota; Metazoa; Chordata; Mammalia; Primates; Tarsiidae
Gene: PFDN6
Product: prefoldin subunit 6
Exons: 5
Coding region: 132-521 (129 amino acids)
Biological process (GO): protein folding; chaperone-mediated protein complex assembly
Cellular component (GO): cytoplasm; prefoldin complex
Molecular function (GO): protein-folding chaperone binding
Source: RefSeq, a predicted model, not a curated record